Molecule: messenger RNA, 2807 nt
Organism: Mycotypha africana
Lineage: Eukaryota; Fungi; Mucoromycota; Mucoromycetes; Mucorales; Mycotyphaceae
Exons: 1
Coding region: 209-2503 (764 amino acids)
Biological process (GO): regulation of glycogen biosynthetic process
Cellular component (GO): protein phosphatase type 1 complex
Molecular function (GO): glycogen binding; protein phosphatase 1 binding
Source: RefSeq, a predicted model, not a curated record
UUUUUUUCUUAUAUCAUCAUUGCUUCACCCAGUCAACUUCUAUUUCCUUAGCCUUUAUUAUAUAACCAACUUGAACCUAUACAGCCAUCAAUUUACAAGAUUGGUUUUGACAUCAUUAUCGCAGUAAUAGAAGCAGAAGCAACCAUCAUUUUACCCCCAACAGCUUGCAAAAAAAUUCAAAAAAAUCCUUUUAAAAAAAAAAAGACAAAUGGGAAUAGUAACCUUUCCAAGUCAUCAACCCAAGUGGGAAGCAACCACGGUGAAGAACCGGCCUUCCAGCAGAUCAUUCUCGACACUUUCAACAGCAUCUUCAAGGUUUGUAAGAGAAGGAAUGAUGAACUCUAUUGAGGAACCAAUGAAAUCAGUGAAAGAUGAACAUACAGAAGACGAAGAAGAGGAAAGCCAUUCAUACCAACCCAAAAGAUUUAGUAUAUUUGGCAAAAAGGCCAAGAUUGAUGAGAUCAAUAAGCGAGCUUCAUUGAUUGAACAGCAAGCAGAGCUAGCCGUUAAAAAUGUCAACAACGUAGAAAACAAUGACUGUCAUCUAGCAACAGUGCCUAAGAAGAAAUUUGAAUUACAUCUAUCAACUUUAUCUACUGCUAAUAAUAGAUUUCGUACUGAUAUUGGGAAAGAACAUCAACAACACCAAGAAACAUCAAGCCUGAGGCGGGAGGGCAGAACAAAGAAACGAGUCAAAUUCAACCCUAUAUUUCUGGAAAAGGUCUGUUUGUUCCAUGAAAGUCAGUCGCCUUGUGAGUUAAAAGAAGCCCAUGACAAUAAACGAUUGAAGCAACCUUCUUUCCGACUUUUAUGCCCUCGUUGGCCCUCUUUUACAGCCAGUGCUCAAUUACGAAAGAAUGCCAUUUUGGACAAGAAGCUCUUUCACGUUACAGCAGAUAACACAGCUAUCACGGGAAAAUUGAUGGUACGUAAUCUAGCACUUGAUAAAUCUGUCAUGAUACGGUAUACACUAGAUCAUUGGCAUACAUCGAAUCACGAAGUGGAUGCACAAUUCUUUGGUCCUUAUCCUAAAAAUGUGGAGUAUGACAUCUAUGAAGUCUCUAUAAAUUUGUUCCCUUUCGGUUAUCAUCCACACCAUGACAGCAAUAGUAAGGACGAUACUGAGAUUGUGGAAGAUCAAAUGUUUAUCAAAGACCGUGGUGAAGUACGGGGUAAAGUUGAAUUUUCUGUCAGAUUAACAGCUGGUAAUACAGAUUUUUGGGAUGAUAAUGAUGGCCAAUAUUAUCAAAUCAAGGUCAUUUGUGAUCCAUUAAAUGAUCCUUGGAAGAAUUAUUACAAGAAUAAUGACGGUGACACAGCGGCAACAUCGAUAACAUCAGUUGAACAAAAAAAGGCAAACGAGAAGAUGGUUGAAUCAGAAGAACAACAACAACAACAACAACAGCAACAGCAGCAGCAGCAGCAUCAGCAGGAUGUAACACUGGAUGCUCAUGAAAAUGCAGUUAUUGCAAGAGUUGACGACGAAGAAGAAAUAGAAACGGACAAUGAGAGUAUUGAAGAUGAAGUAGAAGCAGAAUUGAUCGAGGAAGGUCAACAAAAGAAGCAUAGUCAAUUUAAAAAUGCUUUGAAAGAAUAUAAACGUGCCAGACCUCUGCAUUUGAGAAAGCCUCAGCCUUGGUUAGGUACAAGAUAUGAUUUUGCACAUUCUUUAUCAGAAGCCAAAAAGAGGAGACCUUCUGUUACAAAUGCCAGCAGCGAUCACAAAUCUCAGUUUGAUAUAUCACCUGAAGUUACAAAUCCACCUUUAUUCAACCAAGUUUACUUUUCUCUCUCUCAUACCAAAACCAGUGAAGAAGAUAAAAAUGAUCAAACACUCGCUUCACCGCCCUCAUCGCCUACAGUGGAAGCCGCUAAUACAACAGGCGGAAGAAGACGUUUUACACGUACAUUCACCACCCUUAAAAAGGUAGCAACGAACGACAAUAGUAACGAUACCAAAAAGUCUAUAUCCAGCAGCAGCAACGGCAGGUCAAUCAAUGAUGCUGUAGAGUAUCACUCACCGCCCCUCACAUAUAUUGAAAGCAGUACAUCUUUAUCAGAUGUUGACAAUGAUAACGAAGACAAUGAAUUACCAUCUUCAUCCCCACCCCUAUUUUCUAGAGGUGUUUACUAUCUUGCUAACAGCAAUGGUACAGGCGAUAAUGCACCUUCACCAUCAUCUGCACAUAGUACUACGACGCUACCACUCAGCCCCAAGCCUUCACCUAAACUACGCAAUUUAGAUUUACAAGUGCUCCCGUCAAGUCCUGCUACCGAUGACGAAGAACACUCGCUGGGACGACAGAAAAGCGGCUUAUUGGACCCCAAUUCUACUCAUUAUUUGAACUUGCUGGACAAAUAUUGCUUUUAUACAUCUGAAAGUAGUAGUGGGAAUAGUAGUAGUAGUAGCAGCAGCAGCAGCGUAGAUGACUGUAAAAGCGGUGCUAAUCAAAGCAGCGCUUUACAGAUAUUGGUGGAUGGCGAACAGCAGGAUCUGUCAUAAUUUAGACAUCGCUUUAUCCCCUUAUACCCCCUUAUAACCGUAGUAUACUUUUCUUAUUCCACUCUUUUUCUUAUUAAUUUUCCUUUUUGCGCAAGUAAACUUCUUUUGAUUAAUGGUUUCAAGUUAUCUCAAUUUUAGCUCCUCAAAAUAAUCGUAUUUUUAUCGGCGCUUUACAUUACAUAAACACAACAGUUGUAUCCCCCAUGAUAUUAGGGUGAAACAGCUGUUUGAACGGAAGUCUCCUCCCGUUGCGUCUUGGGUUUGUGCAUGAUUUCACCGUACUGCAUAAAAAGCAAACAAUGAG